Oncorhynchus tshawytscha (Chinook salmon) is the source of this 2018-nucleotide messenger RNA. RefSeq lists its product as uncharacterized. The record is from RefSeq and is a predicted model, not a curated record. Bases 228 to 1250 code for a protein of 340 amino acids. Lineage: Eukaryota; Metazoa; Chordata; Actinopteri; Salmoniformes; Salmonidae. The transcript has 14 exons.
GACCUGAACUGCGAUUCCGAGAAUGGCAUUUAAAACAGGCAUUUUUAGAUUGUCCACUAGUUGAUUUAUAUGCGGGGAGGUUCGAAAUGUCUACGUCAAUUUAUAACGCUGGAUUAGAACUCCAAUAACAUCAUAUUCGUUCCGCGAUAUGUGAAUGUAUCCAAGUAGAGCCAUAAAGGGUCGUUGAGUUCUCAAUGCAGACAGCCCGGGGGUCAUAAGUCCCCAGAAUGUCCAAGUGGUACAGGGACCUUUUUUUUCACAUGAAGGGAGAAGAGGGGGGCGGGGGUGGCAGUUUAAACUACAAAAGCGCUGUAGUCUACAAAAGUGAAAGUAAUGUCAAAAGGCACGCCUGCACAACGUCCAGAGCAGACACUAAAAGGGGGAAUCCUAAUGGUUACCAAGGCAACAUGACAAGUGACUUGGCAUGGAUCAUCAGAGCUUGUCUCUUUCAGGUGUGCCUGUGGAGAGCCUGUCUGUGUAAGGCGAAUGACUGCAUGCAUAACGAACUUCUAACAGAAAUGGUAGAACGUCUGCCAAAGGGCUAUUUGUUCAGAGUGAACAAAAGUGAGGAAACAUUUGUUGCAAAAGCCCUUAGCAGGUUCUAUGGGGAGAACUGUAAGAAGGACUUUGAAUGCAAAGAUUACACUGAAGACAAAACAAAUUCUACUGUAUGUUACUUACUGACCUGUCUGCAUGGGAAGGAACCAGAGUGUGUCUCCAAUGUCACAUACAGUCUAGCUGACGUGGAGUUGGUCAGUUUGAAAGGCUUCAAGUGUCUGGUUGAAGAUGCAUUCAAUCAGAAAUAUAAUUUGUCACAAGAACAAGAGGACGAAUGUGCUGAUGUUUUUGUUGAUGCAGUGAGAUGCCAAAAAGCAACUACACUUGAUACAAAAACUCCAACAAUAUAUACAACCACAUUACCCACCAUAAAUUACAAAACAUCGUCGAUCCCGCCCAAAACGUCAUCAUCAACAACACCACCACCAUCAUCAUUAACAUCGUCAACAAUAUCAAACAGCAACAUGGAGUCACAAGAGCAGCGAUUACAAAGGAAGGUCAUAUCAGUCAGUACAUUGUUAGCUAUCUCUCUGAUAGCUAAUAUCCUCCUUUUGGGUGUUGUCAUCUUGCGGACCCGGGGGAGACGCCAGCAUGAGGGCGUGUCUCUUGCCAUGCCUGAACUGACAGUAUUGAACGCAGUAGAGGUAAAUCAUCUGAUGCAGAACGACAACGGAGAUGCUCUGCAGCACUGACCCCGUUCAGUGGAAUAAUCCAGCUCUCUUCCAUCUGCCACCAUUUGCCCCUCGCUUUCAAUGGACAAAUAUAUAUCCUGAGCCAAAGAAAAGGAGCCAACAGUCCUGCCUGCCUCUCUCUCUCUCUCUCGCUCUCUCUCUCACACACACGCUUCACACUUCCAGGGCUGAGGCCACAACUCUUCUCCUGCCACUGGGAUUCUGGAGUUACUGUUGCAGACAUUAAUAAAAUCUCCCCUCCGUGUGUUUUAAUGAGGAGAAUGGGAGAACAAAUAAAUGUCCGUCUGUCAAGAGUCUCUAAAGAACAAGACAUGGAUUAAGGGAACACGGUAGUCUUGAAUGUCACCCCCUGCCUUCAGCUGUCCGUUCAGCCCAAAGAUAAUAUGUUCAUGUGAAUGGGAAGAAAACAGUGAGAUGAACAACAAGAUGAACCCUUUAGGGACGUACAUUAGAACUAAGAUGGUCCGAUAUUGAGUAUUAUUGUACUUUGCUGAAGUACAAUAUUUUACGAACAAAGCCUGCAUCCAUUCCUGACUGUGUUUAGAUGAUGUGGCUGUGUUACUUGAUGAAAGGGGAUUUUAUGACACAUAGGGAAAGAGAAAUAUCAAAGGAGUAAAUCAGUGAAGAAAAAAAGAUGAAAUAAAUAAAGUGAAGACCAUUUUAUGUACAAAGUGUGUAUAUAUUUAGAGUACCAGUCAAAUUUUGGACACACCUACUAAUUCAAAAAAAAAAAUCGGACUAUUUUCUACAUUGUAGAAUAAUAGUGAA